This is a messenger RNA of Tachyglossus aculeatus (Australian echidna), 1852 nucleotides long. It is a transcript of the gene SARS1, whose product is annotated as seryl-tRNA synthetase 1. Gene Ontology annotation, cellular component: cytosol. Gene Ontology annotation, molecular function: ATP binding; tRNA binding; serine-tRNA ligase activity. The record is from RefSeq and is a predicted model, not a curated record. Gene Ontology annotation, biological process: seryl-tRNA aminoacylation. Lineage: Eukaryota; Metazoa; Chordata; Mammalia; Monotremata; Tachyglossidae. The coding region runs from base 80 to 1624 and encodes 514 amino acids. The transcript has 11 exons.
GCCUCCCGGCCGCUGAGGUCGCCCUGCGUCCGCCGGUGGAUCGCCCCCAGCGUCGGGCCGGGUCGGGCUAGGAGGGAAGAUGGUGCUGGACCUCGACUUGUUCCGCGUCGACAAGGGUGGAGACCCGGCGUUGGUGCGGGAGACGCAGGAGAAGCGCUUCAAGGACCCGGGGCUGGUGGACCAGCUGGUGCGGGCGGAUGGCGAGUGGAGGCGAUGCAGAUUUCGGGCUGACAACCUGAACAAACUGAAGAACCUAUGCAGCAAGACGAUUGGAGAGAAAAUGAAGAAAAAAGAGCCAGUGGGUGGUGAAGAAUCCAUACCGGAGAACGCUCUGAAACUGGAUGACCUCAAUGCAGACAUUUUAGCCGGUCUGAAAGUCUCACAGAUCAAAAAAGUCCGCCUGCUCAUCGAUGAAGCCAUCUUAAAGUGCGAUGGGGAACGGCAGAAGCUGGAAGCGGAGCGCUUCGAGAGCCUCCGAGAGAUCGGGAAUCUCCUGCACCCCUCCGUGCCCAUCAGUAAUGACGAGGACGCCGACAACAAGGUGGAAAAGGUUUGGGGCGACUGCACGGUGCGAAAGAAGUACUCCCACGUGGACCUGGUGGUCAUGGUGGACGGCUUUGAAGGCGAGAAGGGGGCAGUGGUGGCUGGGAGCCGAGGCUACUUUCUGAAGGGAGUGCUGGUGUUUCUGGAGCAAGCACUCAUUCAGUAUGCCCUGCGCACCUUGGGCAGCCGGGGCUACACCCCCAUCUACACCCCAUUCUUCAUGCGUAAGGAGGUGAUGCAGGAGGUGGCUCAGCUCAGCCAGUUUGAUGAGGAGCUCUACAAGGUGAUCGGCAAGGGCAGCGAGAAGGCCGACGACAACUCCUACGACGAGAAGUACCUGAUCGCCACCUCGGAGCAGCCCAUCGCGGCGCUGCACCGGGAUGAGUGGCUGCGGCCCGAGGACCUGCCCAUCAAGUAUGCCGGACUCUCCACCUGCUUCCGGCAGGAGGUGGGCUCCCAUGGCCGCGACACCCGCGGCAUCUUCCGCGUCCACCAGUUUGAGAAGAUCGAGCAGUUCGUCUACUCAUCACCCCACGACAACAAGUCCUGGGAGAUGUUUGACGAGAUGAUUGGCACGGCGGAGGAGUUCUACCAGGCGCUGGGCAUCCCCUACCACAUCGUGAAUAUCGUCUCAGGCUCCUUGAACCAUGCGGCCAGCAAGAAGUUGGACCUGGAGGCCUGGUUCCCUGGCUCAGGUGCUUUCCGCGAAUUGGUUUCCUGUUCCAACUGCACCGAUUACCAGGCCCGGCGGCUGCGAAUCCGCUACGGGCAGACCAAGAAGAUGAUGGACAAGGUGGAGUUUGUUCACAUGCUCAAUGCCACAAUGUGUGCCACCACCCGCACCAUCUGUGCCAUCCUGGAGAACUACCAGACGGAAAAGGGCAUCGUUGUGCCUGAGAAGCUAAGGCAGUUCAUGCCACCAGAUCUCCAGGAGCUGAUUCCUUUUGUGAAAGCGGCCCCCAUUGACCAGGAGCCUUCUAAGAAGCAGAAGAAGCAGCAUGAGGGCGGCAAAAAGAAAGCAGCCGCAGGGGACAGCGCCCUGGAGGGCCGGCUGCAAAACAUGGAGGUCACCGACGCCUGAGCCCACACCAACCACCCCAACCGCUAAUCACCUCUCAUCUCUGCCAGCUACGAGCUGGAACCUGAGCGUCCAGCCCCUUGGCUGCAAAGGGGAAAGGGAAUCAAUCCACUCUUCUAUUGUCCAAGAUUCCUGAGUCUCUGCAUGGAUUCAGGACUUUAUCCCUGGUGACUAAUGCAACAGUGUAAUAAAGCAUGUGUGGGGAAGGCCCCAUGCUGCUUUGGAGCCCUC